This is a messenger RNA of Phragmites australis (common reed), 2265 nucleotides long. Its product is annotated as CBS domain-containing protein CBSCBSPB1-like. Gene Ontology annotation, molecular function: protein binding. The transcript has 14 exons. The coding region runs from base 238 to 1893 and encodes 551 amino acids. NCBI's taxonomy places the organism in Eukaryota, Viridiplantae, Streptophyta, Magnoliopsida, Poales, Poaceae. The record is from RefSeq and is a predicted model, not a curated record.
CCUUUUCCCACCAUCCGUCGAGCUGAAAAAGGGGAAUCUGGAGAAAUUCCAUUGGCCGAGGAAAUCCAGCCGCACGCCGCGACCUUCGCUUCCGUCUCCGGCCUGCGCCUCCCCUUCCCCAUCUUUGUGGGAGCUCCCGAUUCGAGGGAGGGGACCACUCGCCGCCUCCUGCUCCGCCGCGGAUCAACGCCGUCGCCGAUCGGAGGCCCUUGCUUCCCCCGGGGGCGGCGGCGGGAGAUGGACGGUGGCACGGGGGCAGGGGGGCACGGCUCCGGCCGGAGGAGCGUCUCCUCGUCCUCUGGCUCCAGGAGGAGGGGGGCGCCCGCUGAGAACGGUCACGGCCACGACGGCGUCGGCUCCAGGCGGUCAUCCGCCUCCAUCUCCCGGGGCGCCUCAUCGUCUAUGACCAGCGAGAGAACUGUGAAGAGGCUCAGAUUGUCCAAGGCACUGACAAUACCUGAUCACACAACUGUGCAUGAGGCUUGUCGGAGGAUGGCCUCUCGCAGAGUUGAUGCCGUGUUGCUUACCGACUCCAAUGCUUUGCUAUGUGGGAUCCUUACUGACAAGGACAUAACCACACGGGUGAUUGCUCGUGAAUUGAAGAUGGAAGAGACACCAGUUUCAAAGGUCAUGACUAGAAACCCGGUUUUCGUUCUCUCUGACACACUUGCCGUCGAGGCAUUGCAGAAGAUGGUGCAAGGUAAGUUCAGACAUUUACCUGUUGUGGAGAAUGGUGAAGUCAUUGCACUGCUGGACAUAGCCAAGUGCCUGUAUGAUGCUAUUGCACGAAUGGAAAGGGCAGCAGAGAAAGGAAAAGCUAUUGCCUCUGCUGUUGAGGGUGUAGAAAAGCACUGGGGAACAGCUGUAUCUGGUCCCAACAAUUUUAUUGAAACUCUUCGAGAGCGGAUGUUUAGGCCAUCACUGUCUACCAUUAUUUCUGAGAAUUCAAAAGUAGUCACUGUUGCGCCAACAGACACGGUGUUGACAGCAUCGAAGAAAAUGCUGGAACUGAAAGUGAGUUCAGCAGUUGUAGCAAUUGAAAACAAGCCUGGGGGAAUUCUCACCUCUAGAGAUAUAUUGAUGCGUGUUAUUGCCCAAAAUCUUCCUCCUGAGUCAACUACAGUCGAAAAGGUCAUGACUCAGAGUCCUGAAUGUGCCACGGUUGAUACCCCAAUCCUCGACGCCCUUCACACAAUGCAUGAUGGAAUUUUUUUACAUUUGCCUGUUUUAGACAGGGAUGGAAAUGUUGUAACUGUUGUUGAUGUUCUUCACAUAACUCAUGCUGCAAUUGCAAUGGUUGGAAACAGUGGAGGAACUGGUUCCGAGACAACAUCUGCCAUGAUGCAGAGGUUCUGGGAUUCAGCUAUGUCCAUUGGACCUCUUGAUGACGAUGAUGACUCUAGAAGUGAAGGAUCAACGAAAGUGGCAUCUGAGGCAACAGAUAUAGGAAGAUCAGCUUUUUAUACAGCUUCUGGUUUAUCAAACACAUUUGGGUUCAAGAUUCAGGAUAAGCAAGGCAGGAUGCACAGAUUCAACUGUGAAACAAGCAGCUUGACGGACCUGAUAACUAGCAUUUUUCAGAGGGUUGGCGAUGACAUUGAUAGAAGAAACCUCCCUCAAAUUUUGUAUGAAGAUGAGGACCACGAUAUGGUCGUACUUUCAUCAGACAGUGACCUUAUAGCUGCUGUAGACCAUGCAAGACAGAUCGGUUGGAAGAGCCUAAGGUUGCACUUGGAUAAUGCUGGUGUUGGCCGCCGGAAGAGAGGGGGCGCUUCUUCAGAUUUUGAAUACGCUGGAAAGGAUGCAUGGGCUUCCUCGUACAGCGCCGUCGCCGCUGGAGCAGCUCUUGUUGCAGGCCUUGGCGUGAUGGCUUACCUGAAAAGGGCAGGGUAAGCUUCCAGACACGACAGGGAGCACGCUUUCGUCUUCACGAUACAAAUGUAAGGAAAAAAUGAAUCUGUAAUAAUAUUGUCACGGCAGUGGAUGAUCGCCUACGUACAUGUUGUACACGGUGUUGAUCAAAUUUUGGUGGUUUAAGUGUCUGUUUGUUUUAGUUUUGGAUUCUGGAAAGCAGAAUUUAGAUUUCAGAUUUUAAAAAGCUGGAUUGUAAAUAGCCGAGGGUCCAGAAGGAUUCUGGGAUGGAUUAAAUUUUGUUUUGAUUGCGUAAUGUCUAUAAUACCUUUAGUUUUUUAAGUGUAUAGUUAUGUCUAUUUAAGAUUUUCUUUUAUUGUAUAUUUUGAGUAUAGUAUAUUUUCUUUCAUUGUA